This is a messenger RNA of Exophiala xenobiotica, 2270 nucleotides long. Its product is annotated as pantothenate kinase. Gene Ontology annotation, molecular function: pantothenate kinase activity; ATP binding. Gene Ontology annotation, biological process: coenzyme A biosynthetic process. Lineage: Eukaryota; Fungi; Ascomycota; Eurotiomycetes; Chaetothyriales; Herpotrichiellaceae. Gene Ontology annotation, cellular component: nucleus; cytosol. The transcript has 3 exons. The record is from RefSeq and is a predicted model, not a curated record. The coding region runs from base 233 to 1558 and encodes 441 amino acids.
AAUUAAUCGGUCCGUUGAGCAGUAUUUUUUUUUGUGACGCCGAAUCUCUGAACAGGUUGAAGCGACCGAAGUGGACGAUUCUCGGUCAGCCGGAUCUGCGACGAUUAUGCAAACACAUUCAAUGGAUUCGUGCAGCUGGUGAAUUCAAGUCUCUUUCUGUGCCUGUGACUCGGGCAACGACUUUCUUGGUGGCUUUAUGGACGACUCUCUGUCUUAACAGAGACUGCCUACAAUGUCGGCCUCGGAGAGGGUACUGGCGAACGCGGACGUCGAAGACACAUUUGCCAUAGCCGACGGCGAUGCUCCUGGUCGUCCACCUCGCGCGCCUCCUCUCCCUGCAUCCGUCAAAAUAAAUGUCGAGGGCGCAUUCAUCGUGGACGAUGAGACCAAUGGCAGGAACGGCGCAGGGAGCGAGUUUGUCCAUUGGGAGCACAAGGACAUUCGACUGCCUCACCAUACCGAUGUUGUCAGUCAUGUCGCAGUCGAUAUUGGCGGAUCAUUAGCGAAACUUGUAUACUUCUCCCGCGAACCUGGUUCGACCCAUGGCGGCGGUCGCCUGAAUUUCGUUAACUUCGAAACCGAUCGCAUCGAUCUCUGCAUCGACUUUAUCCAGGAAUUGAAACAUACACAAUCCAAACUGAAUGGCUCGACCCCGCAGCAACUAUGCGUGAUGGCAACUGGGGGAGGGGCGUUCAAGUUCUAUCACAAGAUGAAAGAGGUGCUGCAUGUGGAUGUCAUCCAGGAGGACGAGAUGGAAUGUCUCAUUAUCGGGCUGGACUUCUUUAUUACCGAAAUACCACACGAAGUCUUUACAUACAGCGAAGACGAACCGAUCCAAUUUGUCGAGGCCCGCGCAGAUGUAUACCCGUACCUCCUCGUCAAUAUCGGCUCCGGAGUCUCUAUGGUGAAAGUGUCCGGUCCUGGAGAAUUUCAGCGCGUAGGCGGAACAUCCCUAGGAGGAGGUACGUUCUGGGGGAUUCUGUCUCUAUUGACGGGUGCUCGAACCUUUGAUGAAAUGCUUGCUUUGGCGGAAAAGGGUGACAACAGCGGCGUGGACAUGCUUGUUGGCGAUAUAUAUGGCACUGGGUACGGUAAGAUUGGCUUGAAAGCCACAACGAUUGCGAGUACAUUUGGCAAAGUGUUCCGGAUGAAGCGGCUUGCGGAGAGAAAUGCUGAAGACGGGGAAGGACUGUCGAACGGCGACCCGCAUGGCGAUGGCGACGGUCGCGUGCAAGGCUUCAAGAUUGAAGACAUGGCGCGAAGUUUGCUAUAUGCCAUAUCCAACAACAUCGGGCAGAUUGCAUAUUUACAGUCUGAAAAACAUAACCUCAAGCACAUAUACUUUGGAGGGUCUUUCAUUCGUGGCCAUACUCAGACCAUGAAUACUCUCUCUUACGCCAUCAGAUUCUGGUCGAAAAGCGAAAAACAAGCAUAUUUCCUCCGCCAUGAGGGUUAUCUCGGCGCAGUCGGAGCUUUUCUGAAGCGGCAACCCAAGAACUGGGGUCGACGAAACAGUCUGGAAGAUCUCAAGCUUGGCAGGGUAUUGUCAAAGGAGUAAAUGAAUUGUUGAGUUCUGGUUCAUGGAUCGUCACGCCUGGAAUCACUGCCUGUCGGGACUUCCUCCGAUUCAAUCACGCAUCGACACAGGUGGUGAGUCCUUAGCAGUAUCCCUCGCUCCCUUCCCGACCGACAAGGUAUAGCCGGGAUUUCCUUCAACGAGCGACUCGAAAUCUAUACUCAGUGUUCCGGCCACGCGGUUUCAGCUGAGGCUGCUGGCUACGGCUCGCAAAGCUCGCAUUGACUGUGUACGCUAAUACUCGGCAAGCCGACGCGUCUCAGGCCAUAUUAACCGACCCGGAGGUGCCUGAAACAAACCCAGGCAGUUUUAAGGCCGGGUCAGCAGCCCAUGUGUGGCGUGGAGCAUGGUCAUACUUUUGCCAGUUUAUCGGGGACGACGAGAGGAUAUCAGAAACUCUGCAGUACGCGCAGGCAUGAAGUUUCUUACACUUCGGUUGGCGACGAACCGGCAAUGCUUUUAGGAGGGAACAGCCCUCACUGGGGUACGAUGCCCUGAAGCUUUGCAACAUGUGGAUGUGCAUCUACCUGAAAGAGCCAUUGCUCUGGUGUCUUGAUAUUGUAUUCAGCAAUUCGCGUUGCGAGCAUGAAUCGGGGUGUGACGUCGAACUGUGGGAAGUGAGGAUCUAAACAUACCUUAUAAUAGUGCUCUCCCGGAUUAACAAGCCGCACGUAGCAAUCUAGCAGGUUAGAUG